AUGCCCUCCGUGGGAGGGAUCCCCCUGAAGUACAUCUCCCUUGUCGUGCUUGCCGUCCAGAACUCGCUCCUCAUCAUCGUCAUGGCCCUUGCCCAGGGUGUCGGCCGCAAGCCCUUCUACUCAUCCACUGCCGUCUUCCUUAACGAGAUCGUCAAGUUGAUCGUCUGCACAGGAAUCACCAUCCACGAGACCAUCAAGGACACCGGUCGUUUCUACCCCCAAGACUUUAUCAACGAGGUCUUUGGUGGCGACGCAUGGAAACUCGCCAUCCCUGCCAUGCUCUACGCUAUCCAGAACAACCUCCAAUACGUUGCUUCGCAUGCGCUCGAUCCCUCGACCUUCCAGGUCACCUACCAGCUCAAGAUCCUCACUACCGCCCUCUUCUCCGUUAUCCUCCUCCACCGGUCUCUGCCCGGUCUCAAGUGGUUGGCCCUGGUCAUGCUCACCGCCGGCAUUGCCCUCGUCAGUCUCGAAGAAUCCAACAACAGAGCUUCUCAAAGAAAGGGCGUUCACUCCCCAGACUCAGCCUCGUCUGCUUUAGGAGCUUUACUAGAAGAACAAAAGAACGAUGCGUUGUACCAGGCCGCUGCUGCUGCUCCAAGGAACGAGCGUCCCGAGUUCGUGGUCGGUUUGCUUUCAGUCAUGAUUGCCUGUGUUCUCUCCGGUUUGGCUGGCGUUUACUUUGAAAAGAUCCUCAAGAACACUCAAGGAUCGAUCUGGCUCAGGAACAUUCAACUCUCGUUCUUCUCUUUGCCCUUCUCGCUCCUGGCGAUCUACCUCAAGGAUGGUGAGGGUGUGACAGAGCAGGGAUUCUUUGCAGGGUACGACAUGCUAGUCAUCGCUGCGAUCACCUGUCAGGCAGCGGGAGGUUUUAUUGUCGCAGUCGUUGUCAAAUAUGCGGAUAACAUUCUGAAGGGGUUUGCGACGAGUAUCUCGAUCAUCAUCAGCGCCAUUGCGAGUGUGGCCCUCUUUGGGUCCCAUAUUGGCAUUGUCUUUGUCAUUGGUACCUCCCUGGUCUUGGGUGCCACAUAUCUCUACUCCCUCCCUGACAAGCCCGUCGUAAAAUAUGUCGAUCUGGGCAGUCAAUUGGACUCAUUCCAUGCAGAGGAGGGUCGGCUAGGAUCGCCACGGCGGGGAAGCAACGACACCGUGUCAACGCCAACGAGCAAUUCGCCCUCAGUGCGCCUUGAUAGGAUUCGUGUCUUCAGCGCGAUCCGACAUACCCUCGCUCAGAUGCUACAGGAUCGAUUCAAGAGUGCAUCCGCCUUUAUGGCGAAGACCAAGAAUCUCAACCUGCCCACCUCAACAAAACUUUCUCUGUACGCAGAUUACAAAUUGGCGACAGAGGGACUUUGCACACAGGGACGACCGUCGUUGAUCGAAUUUGAGAAGGCGGCCAAGUGGAAGACCUGGAAAGAGACAGGAGAACGCUACACACAGGAGCUCAACACCCCGAACACAAAUAUAGAUGAGGACUCUGCGCAGCUCACACUCGAGAUAAAGGCGAUGAUUUCGUAUGUGCAGAGAGUCGAGGAAGGGCAAUGGGGAUGGACAUUUGAUCCGACGACAACGGAUUCGGUAGAGUCAGGGGAUAGGGAUCUGGAUGAAUUAGAGGCGUAUUUGGGCAUGGAUACGGACGAGGUCUCGGCGGAGGAGCUGUUGGCACGGCCGUAUGUGCCGAUUCAGGGGCAGAUCGAGGGAGCAACCAUGACGGCCUCGGGUAUUAGUACCCUCGCCGCGCCUGUGGAGACUGAUCAAGGAGAAGACGUGCUUGAAUCGGCCAAGACUGGAUCUGUGCAGGCAAUGUUGGCAGCGUUGAAAAGCAAUCCGAACAUUGUAUCUCACAAGGAUGAUAUGGGCUGCACGAUGCUUCAUUGGACAUGCGACCGUGGAUCGCUGGAUAAGGUCAGGGUGCUCGUGGAGCAGUACCAUGCUGAUGUGAAUGCGCAGGACGCGGAAGGAUCAACGCCCCUGCACUAUGCUUGUCUCUCGGGAUGGCCAGAAAUCAUUGCGUAUCUGAAGGAUCUUCCAAAUGUAGAUCAAGCAAUCAAGGAUAACAGUGGUAUGACCGCAGAGGAAUGCCUUGAAUAG
Molecule: messenger RNA, 2091 nt
Organism: Gamsiella multidivaricata
Lineage: Eukaryota; Fungi; Mortierellomycota; Mortierellomycetes; Mortierellales; Mortierellaceae
Product: nucleotide-sugar transporter-domain-containing protein
Exons: 6
Coding region: 1-2091 (696 amino acids)
Biological process (GO): pyrimidine nucleotide-sugar transmembrane transport
Cellular component (GO): Golgi membrane
Molecular function (GO): fatty-acyl-CoA binding; protein binding; UDP-galactose transmembrane transporter activity
Source: RefSeq, a predicted model, not a curated record